AGUUGGGUUGUUCAAUCUGCGAGGAGGACAACAAGCUCUCAUCAGAGUGCACCGGAUGGAUGGAUAGAGCAGGAUGAACACAAGCGAUGACUCGUCUUGUUGGUGCUGGUGGUGACUGUGGGCAGAAUCUGAGUUCAGUUCUGAAGAUGAUGUGAUGUUUUGACUCCAACCGGAUCAAGCAGAGUACUUGUACAAAUGAGUCGCUGCUCGGCGGCAGGACGUGUGUCCUUUCACUGAGGCCACAUGUGUAUCUGGAGAGAUGGACCGCUGUAAGCACGUGGGACGCCUUCGUCUGGGCCAAGACCAUUCCAUUCUCAAUCCACAGAAAUGGCACUGUGUGGAGUGCAGCACCACGGAUUCGGUGUGGGCCUGCCUCAAGUGCUCCCACGUGGCCUGUGGGCGCUUCAUAGAGGAGCACUCGCUCAAACACUUUCAGGAGUCCCAACACCCGCUGGCUAUGGAGGUGCGGGAGCUGGAUGUCUUCUGCUUUGCUUGUGGAGACUAUGUACUCAAUGACAACGCAGAGGGAGACCUCAAGCUCCUCAGAGGGGCCCUCUCUACGGUUCGGGGCCCGGGCAGGCGGUCACUGCGCUCGUCCACCGGAGCUGGCGAAGGCGGGCUACAGCCCGCCAUGCUGCUGGCUCUGCGCCACAGGAGGAAAACGCUCCUGAGGAAGACGUUUCAGACGUGGUUAGGCAAACACCAAGAGCUUCAGAAUGAGCGCGAGGAGAAACUGGAGGAGGCCAGGAGACAAAAGAAGGAGGUAAAAAGGAGGCUUAUGGAGGAACUCGUCAGUGUUCCUCCCAGAAAGAGCGCCAGGCUUCUCACUCAGGCGCCACGUUCGACCGUCACGCUCAUUCCUCGCAAAUUUCGCGACCCGCCAGAACGCCUACCUCCUCCCGCUCCUCCCAGGAAGCCUUCGAUUCUCACCCUGCCCCGCAAGGCUCCUCCGAACGGCAGAGCRGCCAAACGGAGGCGGUACUACUCCCCGCACGCUGUGACGCAGAGGAGACCCGCUCCGGGUGUGACCGGUCUGCGCAACCUGGGGAACACGUGCUACAUGAACUCGAUCCUGCAGGUGCUGAGCCACCUGCAGAAAUUCAGGGAGUGUUUUCUAACGUUGGACCUGUGUGAGACUGAGGAGCUGCUGGCCAAAACCAACCACUCCCAGGCCCUGAAGGGCGUGACAGGAGGGGUCGUCAGUGGUGGAAACACGCCGCUGUCGGAGUUCCCACUGGGACGCGUGGGGAAGGCGGGCUGCUUGAAUUUGCCAGUGGGCAAAAAAGAAAGCGUCCCGCCCUCCCCGCAGGCCGCAGAGUUGGUCCAGCCCAAGGAGUCUCGCUGCUCCACUCGCCAGCAAAUGUCUCUGUGCCACGAGUUGCACACYCUUUUCAGGGUCAUGUGGUCGGGCCGGUGGUCUUUGGUGUCUCCCUUCGCCAUGCUGAACUCGGUGUGGAACCUCAUCCCGGCGUUCCGCGGUUACGACCAGCAAGACGCCCAGGAGUUCCUGUGUGAGCUGCUGGACAAGGUGCAGCAGGAGCUGGACACGGAGGGCUCCAAACGGCGGAUAGUCAUCCCCAUCACAAAGAGGAAGCUGUCCAAGCAAGUGCUAAAGGUUCUCAACACCAUCUUUCACGGUCAGCUCCUCAGCCAGGUGACGUGUUUGUCGUGUAAGCACAAGUCCAACACGGUCGAGCCGUUCUGGGAUUUAUCUUUGGAGUUUCCAGAGCGAUACCACAGUACCAACAAAGGCUCGGGCUCUACAGCUUACCAGCGGAGCUGCACCCUUGUGGAAAUGCUGUCCAAGUUUACAGAGAUGGAGGCUCUGGAGGGUAACAUCUACGCCUGCAACCACUGCAACAAAAGAAGAAGAAAAUCAUCCCACAAACCCCUGGUUCUGUCAGAAGCAUGUAAGCAGCUUCUGAUCUACCGUUUACCUCAGGUUCUACGGCUACACCUCAAACGCUUCAGAUGGUCGGGCCGGAACCACAGAGAGAAAAUCGGCGUCCACGUGGCCUUCGACCAGGUUCUGAACAUCAAACCGUACUGCUGCACAGACUCAGGUCACUCCGUCCACAGAGGAGGCUACACCUACGAUCUGUCUGCUGUGGUUAUGCAUCAUGGGAAAGGCUUCGGCUCAGGGCAUUACACCGCAUACUGCUACAACACCGAAGGAGGUUUCUGGGUCCACUGUAACGACUCUGAGAUGAAGGUUUGCAGUGUGGAGGAGGUGUGCAACACUCAGGCCUAUAUUCUCUUCUACACCCAGAGGUCUGCUUAGGUACCUCUCUCGCUGUGAUGUUGACUCGGACUGAGGGCUGCAUUAAUGAAAAUGUUAUCAGAUCUUUUCCCAGAUGUCACUUUAAAACGAUUAACUGAAAGGAGAAAAAAAUGGUUGCGGAGGGAAAACCACGUUUCUUGUCGAGGUUUCAGCAGCUUAAUCCAGAUAAGAAGCGUAGUGGUGAGUAAUGAGCUGGAAACUGUGUCUGACGUUUCAGCAAGAGCCUUUUCCAUAAAUGAGGCUUCAGGGAUCCCAGCUAGUGGGACCAGGGUUCGUUUGUUUUUGUUUUAUGGCCUGAAGACUGUGGGAGCAGGUCCAUGUCUGUCCUGCUGAACGCCAAGUUUGUGUGUCCAUGAUUUUCAAACAGCCGUCAGGCUUUCUCCUGAGACAGCAUUUUACACUCGAAGGCAACACGGAGUCUGGAGUUUGAAACGUUUGCUUUCUAUCUUUCACCGUAACGUUUGAUCURGGUGCUUCACAUUCAAACGGUCCACGAGGAAUCUGAUCGUCAGACUAAAUUCCAAACUCUGUGUUGCUUUUAAUUCAGCCUUUUUUUAUAAUCUUGUGACAUGUCAGAUAUUCGAACAUUCACGACUCAUCCCCGUGUCGUUUGUGUUUCGUCUUUUCUUCUCCAACAUACUGCUGUGACUGGAUACUGUGUCUUAGACUCGAGACUCUCAGUGAACAUAAAUAUUGUUUUAUUUUUUUUAAUUUUUAUUUUUUUUGUAGCCAUUUUGUUUUAAUUCCAUGAAAAAGAGGCAAAAAAGUGUGCAGUUCAGAUGUGUGACGGGAGGCUGCAGUUUGGUACUGCUGUAUGAUGGGGAUUAAUGAAAUUAGCAGCUGGUCCUGUGGUGGUGACUCCUCCCCGACCCGCAGGAGACGAGAAACGAGCAUAUUAAAGAAUGUGUUUUUUGCUAGGGGGGGACUCGGAGCACCCAUUUCUUAAGUUGAGCACCUGAAAGCAAUAUAUUGUACGUKUCUCAUGUCGACUGAAAAUUAGGAUCAAAUCAGGAAUUCUUCUGCUUGUGAUACGAUGUUCUUUUCUACUCUGCCGUUUUUACCAAGGUCUUUAGAAUUUGCUAGGUAAUCGAGAAUAAUGUUGUGUUUGAUACGAGUCAAACGCAAAACACAUUUUGUGAACUCUGUGAAAGUCGGAACAAUCUAAUGACGAUGAAUGUCUUACUUUAUAGAGGUCAGCCGAGGCCACGCCGCUGGCCCCGAUGCCCUCGGGUUCUGUCUUGUACUGUAAGAAUACCUGUCAAAAAUGUAUUGUUCGUUUAGGUUUUGCCUGACAGUAAUUAUUAAAAAGACAACAAACUC
Molecule: messenger RNA, 3601 nt
Organism: Austrofundulus limnaeus
Lineage: Eukaryota; Metazoa; Chordata; Actinopteri; Cyprinodontiformes; Rivulidae
Gene: usp49
Product: ubiquitin specific peptidase 49
Exons: 7
Coding region: 260-2281 (673 amino acids)
Biological process (GO): protein deubiquitination
Molecular function (GO): cysteine-type deubiquitinase activity; zinc ion binding
Source: RefSeq, a predicted model, not a curated record